Molecule: messenger RNA, 461 nt
Organism: Amphiprion ocellaris (clown anemonefish)
Lineage: Eukaryota; Metazoa; Chordata; Actinopteri; Pomacentridae
Product: protein FAM133-like
Exons: 2
Coding region: 1-345 (114 amino acids)
Biological process (GO): nucleosome assembly
Cellular component (GO): nucleosome
Molecular function (GO): structural constituent of chromatin; DNA binding
Source: RefSeq, a predicted model, not a curated record
AUGGAUAAUGAGAAGAAGAAGAAGAAGAAGAAGAAGAAGAAGAAGAAGAAGAAGAAGAAGAAGAAGAAGAAGAAGAAGAAGAAGAAGAAGAAGAAGAAGAAGAAGAAGAAGAAGAAGAAGAAGAAGAAGAAGAAGAAGAAGAAGAAGAAGAAGAAGAAGAAGAAGAAGAAGAAGAAGAAGAAGAAGAAGAAGAAGAAGAAGAAGAAGAAGAAGAAGAAGAAGAAGAAGAAGAAGAAGAAGAAGAAGAAGAAGAAGAAUAAUCAUCUUAGACCUAUAUUUUUAGAUCCGGACAUGGACUAUUUCGCAUUUCCUCCCCCCUCGGCGCUCUCAUUACAGCAGCUGUAGUGCUCGUUGCUCCCUGCAGAGGCGCUCCCUCCAUCCGGCUCGACACUCAGAUUCUCACCGGAGCUGCACACGUCUUUCUCGACUGCGCCUGUUACCAUUCAUUUUCACCAAUAAUG